UCGAUACAUAAAUAAAAUGGUAAUAAUAAUUACAACAUAUUGUUUCUUGUCCUCAAAGUUGACUGUUGUUGCAAGAAUAAUAUUUUACGAAAUCGUCAAGUGAGUCAUAUCUAUUAUCAUGCAUUUCAUCUGUAAUAUUACAUAUAUUGUAGUUAUACACUGUAGUUUUAUCCGUUCGAUUUUGAUAAAUGUGAACAAUUUUGUUACACAUUUAUCAAAACCAAUAAUUACUUCAUUGCUGACAGAUUAAAUAUUUUACGAGUGCACGAUACUACUGUGUGCGCUGACUGAUAAUUUCCGUAAACUUGCAACAUCAUGGACACAGGUGCUGAUACUCGAGUGUUGCUUUGAAUAAGAUUUUUAUUCGUUUCCGAGCUUAUCAAGCUUUUAGGGCCAGGUGUUCGAUUAGAUGUUAUCGGGCGAAUAUAUAUAUAGCCGCCUGUCGCAAAUCGAAAAGUUACAUCGUCUGUCAAUUCUUUCACGAGGAAACACCAGCAUGAGAGCCUUCGUCUUUGCUUGCAUAAUUGCCGCAUUCUGCGUCACGGCGUCUCUACAGGACACCCCGUAUUAUUCGUGCUCCGGUGAACCUUCGCCCUUGGCAUUAAGGAUAGACGGAUGUGACAGUUCUCCUUGCAUCAUCUACAAAGGCACCACUUUAACCGCGCAAUGGGACUUUGCCGCUGUUAACGAUGUGAAAGAAUUGAAACCGAGCGUAAUAGUAACGCUAUUGGGCAACAAGAUAACAUAUCCGUAUCCCGAAAAGGAUGCCUGCAAGUCCCUGGUAAGCGGCGAAUGCCCGUUGAAGAAAGGUGCAAAGGCCACGUAUAAUCUUGAGAUGCCAAUAGAUAAAAGUCUACCGUCUGUGAGUCUGAAUAUCGAAUUCGCCCUAGUCGACGACAAGAAGGAAGUGCAGGUGUGCUUUAGUGUGGACGCAAAGGUGACCACCAAAUAAGGCUGUUUCUCUCUCAUCGAGAUUAUGACACGAUUAUGAUAACAAAGCAUAUAUCACGAAGUAAUUCUGUUCCGCUAUCUUAUUUUUCCUACAAUGUGUCUGAAUUGUAUCUAAAAUCGAGUGUGUUUAAUAUUUUUCAAUUUUUUACGUUCCGGGAUACAUGCGCGAGCUAUCGAGAUGAAAUGGAUGAGCAUUUAAUUAUAAGAUUGCGCGAGAUCUCUUUCUCCUAUAUAUGCGAGGUUCAAAAAACAAAAUUAAAAUGAUUUGGCUGUAAAAUUCUUGGUAGCAAUAUUUAUCUGAUAUUAUGAUGUGAUAAACCGCAAUGAUUAGAAUAUCAAGCGACUGUAUCUUUACCCUCGAUGUAACGAGAUAACUGGCCAAGUAAUUCUUUUUCUACCCAUGAAUUUUGAAAUGGAAACAAAAACGAAAGUAAAUAAUUGAUUAGACAGAAUUACGAUAAAUUUGUUAAAAAGCUAUAGAAACUAUUAUAAUAAUUUUAAGAUUUGUAAUUGAAUGAAGUAGUCAUUUAAAAUAAAGUUUACGACUAAUAUGUU
This is a messenger RNA of Nylanderia fulva, 1506 nucleotides long. Its product is annotated as NPC intracellular cholesterol transporter 2. The record is from RefSeq and is a predicted model, not a curated record. Gene Ontology annotation, molecular function: sterol binding. NCBI's taxonomy places the organism in Eukaryota, Metazoa, Arthropoda, Insecta, Hymenoptera, Formicidae. Gene Ontology annotation, biological process: sterol transport.